CUGGAUUACUCCAGGUAUAGAAAAAUAAAAUGGACAGGACGAACUGGACAGAGAUUGAGUUCAUUCUGCAGGGACUUUCUGAGUACCCCAAAGUGGAAAAACUCCUUUUCGUCAUGUGCUUGAUGAUGUACCUGGUGAUCCUGCUGGGGAACAGCACUUUGAUCAUACUAAUUCUCCUGGAUUCCCGGCUCCAUACGCCCAUGUACUUCUUCCUCGGUAAUCUUUCCCUCCUAGACAUUUGUUACACAUCCUCCUUUACCCCCUCAGUGUUGAUUCACUUCCUAUCACAGAAAAAAACCAUCUCCUUCACUAGGUGUGUUGUUCAGAUGUCUGUCUCCUACACAAUGGCAUGCACAGAAUGCGUGCUCUUAGCAGUGAUGGCAUAUGACCGUUACGUGGCUAUCUGUAACCCUCUGAGAUACCCCAUCAUCAUGAGCAAGGCACUUUGUAUUCAGAUGGCAGCCCUCUCCUGGGGAAUGGGCUUUCUCAAUUCACUGACAGAAACUAUACUUGCAAUACGGUUGCCCUUUUGUGGAAAAAAUGUCAUUAACCACUUUGUUUGUGAAAUAAUGGCUUUUGUCAAGCUGGCUUGUGCAGAUAUUUCCUUGAAUGAGAUUGCUAUAAUGUUGGGCAAUGUAAUAUUUUUGUAUAUUCCAUUAUUGUUAAUUUGCAUCUCCUACAUUUUCAUCCUAUCUACUGUACUAAAAAUGAAUUCAGCAGAAGGAAGAAAAAAAGCUUUUUCUACCUGUUCAGCCCACUUAACAGUAGUGACCAUGUUUUAUGGGACAAUCCUCUUCAUAUAUAUGAAGCCAAAGUCCAAAGACUCUGCUAUUGACAAACUGAUUGCUCUGUUCUAUGGCGUAGUCACUCCCAUGCUCAAUCCUAUCAUCUAUAGCCUGAGGAACACAGAGGUGCUUGGAGCUUUGAGAAAAUUGAUGAGUAGACACUGUUUCUGGAGAAAAGGAUGAAAAACUUACAUCUUCGAGUUCAUGCACCAAAUAAACUCAUAUAUUUGAGGAAAAGGCUUUUAUUUAAAACAGAGCAAAAGAAAUAAAGAUUGUAUGUAGGAUCACAGAAUUUAGGAGUUGGAAAGAAAUUUCAAGAUAAUUAUGUAGCUUUCCCUUUUUAUGAAAAUGACUGUUACAAAAAUGUAGACACAACUAGUAUAAGUACUAAGAGUAAAAUUUAAGGAAUAAGAAAAAAGAUGUAAUUAAAUGUUUCCAGGAAAAUCCAGUACAGAUUCUCUUCAACUGAUGGAGUUAUGUCCUGAUAAACCCAUCAAAAUUUGAAAAUAUCAUUAGCCAAAAAUGUCUUUAAUACACCUAAUCUACUGAACAUCAUAGCUUACCUUGAAAAUGUGCAAAUGCUUACAUUAGCCUAUAGUUGGUCAAAACCAUCUCAUACAAAGCCCAUUUGCAAUAGAGUGUUGAAUAUUUCAUAUAACGUAUUGAGCACUGUACUGAAAUUGAAAAACAGAAUGGUUGUAUGGGUAUGAAACAGUUGUGAGUGUAUCAGUUGUUUAUUCUUGUGAUCAUGUGGCUCAAACUGGAAGCUGGGGCCACUGCCACUGCCUAGCGCAACAAGAAUAUCAUACCACAUGUUACUAGCCCAGGAAAAGACCACAAUUUAAAUUUUAAAGUGUGGUUUCUACUGAAUGCAUAUCACUUUCACAUCAUCAUGAAGUUGAAAUAUCCUAUCUCAAACCAUUUUAAUGUAUGGACCAUCUGUAUGUAUGUCUGCUGAACAAGUAAAACAUGUAUUUUUCAGUUCCCUUUUGAGAGAACUACUUGAAUUUUUGUGUUUGUUUGUCUGUUUGUUUGUUACUGCUUUUUAUUUUA
Felis catus (domestic cat) is the source of this 1838-nucleotide messenger RNA. Its product is annotated as olfactory receptor 13C7-like. Bases 30 to 968 code for a protein of 312 amino acids. Gene Ontology annotation, molecular function: G protein-coupled receptor activity; olfactory receptor activity. Gene Ontology annotation, cellular component: membrane. The transcript has a single exon. Gene Ontology annotation, biological process: G protein-coupled receptor signaling pathway. Lineage: Eukaryota; Metazoa; Chordata; Mammalia; Carnivora; Felidae. The record is from RefSeq and is a predicted model, not a curated record.